This is a messenger RNA of Tribolium castaneum (red flour beetle), 1053 nucleotides long. RefSeq names its product carbonic anhydrase 3. The coding region runs from base 86 to 931 and encodes 281 amino acids. Lineage: Eukaryota; Metazoa; Arthropoda; Insecta; Coleoptera; Tenebrionidae. The transcript has 5 exons. The record is from RefSeq and is a predicted model, not a curated record. Gene Ontology annotation, molecular function: zinc ion binding; carbonate dehydratase activity.
UCGAUUUUGUCACAAUUUUCGUGGUCGCCUGACAUUUUAAUUUCCAGUGUCAGGGGAGUGUCAGUAAAUUUCUUGUGCUAAAUCAAUGGACGGUGAGACCCGAAGCCAGCGUAGCCAACGGAGCAUACGCAGCCAAGGGGAAUAUCCUGCCGAUGGGCCCCGCUAUAUCCAAACACUCACCGACACUGAAACCGUCUACGAAUCACCGAUUGACAUAAACAUCAGCAAAACGAAGGAGAUCCAGGUGCCCCCCUUGACGUGGCACCACCUGGACUUGCCCCCCAAAAAAAUGAAAGUCACUAAUUCGGGCUACACUUUAAUUUUGAGCGCGAAAUGGCACCAGGAGCGGCCCUACAUAUCUGGAGGGCCCCUCCUUGGUAAUUACGUCUUCUCCCAAUUGCAUUUCCAUUGGGGAAAGAACGAUGGAGAAGGGAGCGAACAUACCAUAGAUGGGGUCCGCUACCCCAUUGAAAUGCACGUGGUCUUCUUCAAAGCCAAUUAUCUGACUCAAGAAUCGGCUUUGAAGGAGAAAGACGGGAUUGUGGUGCUUGUCUACAUGUUCAAACUCCAGGGUGGUAAAAACGAGGCGUUUCAAGUCUUGAUCGACCAUGUUAUGGAGGUCCAAAAGCCGCACACUUCGCGGAAACUGAACCCUUUGCCUUUGAGUUACUUUGUGAAGAAGUUUGAGCAGGAUUAUUUGUUGUAUUGGGGUUCUGUGACCACAACUGUGUGUCUUCACUAUAUUUUGUGGUUGAUUUCACGGGAGCCGAUGGGGGUUGCAGCUGAACAAGUUGACGAACUGCGCUCGAUGCUGGACGCCAAUGAAGAGCUUUUGCAAGGGAAUUUUCGGGAGGUUCAGUCGGGGAGGACCCAGGUUUUUCACGCGAAUCCGUCCGGGUCCAAGUAUGCAACACUGCUUGCUCUGCCAUAAUCAAAUAGUUUUCGUUCGGUAUUCUUCUUUAUUCAGACAUGUGUAAAUUUUCUAAUGAAGUUCUAGUAUAUACAUAUUGCAUUAUACAACUUUUGUACAUAAAUAAAGAUUACAUUAGUCAG